GUACCUUAUACCGCUGCUGACUUUAACGAUUUUCGCUGUAACCACAACGUUCUAAACGAAGACUAUCAACGCAGUGUAGAGGGUGUCAGAAACUGCCGCCUUGAGGCUCUUACGGACCUGAAUCAGGGCCGUCCAGAAGUGAGGAGCAAAUUGGUUGCUUUUCUCAAUAAGAUGAUCGAUUACGGUGUCGCUGGUUUUCGAUUUGAUGCCUCGAAACACAUGUGGCCAGCAGAUCUAGAAUUGAUUCUUGGAGCUACGAAAAACUUGAGGGCAGAUAUUUUCGGACCAAAUCAGCGACCAUUUAUCGUCCACGAAGUCACCGAUCAGGGAGACGAAGCCGUUUCAGUUGGGCAAUAUGUGACACUUGGCAGGUUCACUUACAAGCACAAAGGGAGAGGGUUGAAGCGGGACACCCGACCCCCUCCUGGCCACUACCGGUAUGGUAAAAAUAACCAUCUUUCAUUAAGGUAUUCGAAUUUCAACUUCGCUACUUCCGUUUCAAGAAUUGCUAAAGGCCAAGGCGAUUGGAGUUGGCUCGCCAAUAUGGGUAACGGCUAUGGUUACGGUAAUUUGGAAGACCAUGAUGUUGUGAAUUUUAUUGAUAAUCAUGAUGUCCAACGAGAUGUCACAUUUCACCGAGGGAUCACCUACAAGAACGGGGAUCAGUACCGUUUGGCAGUGUCGUUUAUGCUGGCAUGGCCGUACGGCUAUCCGAAAGUGAUGAGCGGUUACUACUUCGAUCAUCGAAAUCAAGGACCUCCAAGCUGGGGAUCCGCCUACGGAUAUGCGAUUAGAUCACCGACGUUAAAUCCUGAUAAUACAUGUGAUGCAAGAUCAGGAUGGAAAAAAGGAGUCGCGAUAGUAGGGAAACCGUAUACCAAGAGCGAUAGAGAAAGAGUAUGCGUUUACAAAAAGUCGUUCUUGAGCGUCCAUGGAAAAUACUGGAAGAUUGCAGCUGGUACUGAAGGAAUGCAGCAGCUGAUUCAUAUCAUUAGAGGGUCGUUCGACACGACGUUGCCUCCAGGAGAAUACUGCGAUCAGUAUGGUGGAAGCUUACACAGGGGACGAUGCACUGGACGUACCAUCUCCGUGAACCGUGAUGGUGGGAAACUCUUGCUAGUAUGA
Cooperia oncophora is the source of this 1125-nucleotide messenger RNA. The record is from the annotation of a GenBank genome assembly. Lineage: Eukaryota; Metazoa; Nematoda; Chromadorea; Rhabditida; Trichostrongylidae.